AUGAUGACUUCGGUGGCCGAUCUUCGUGUCUCGACGCUCUUCGAUGUCAGCAAUCAUGUAGUUCUGGUUACAGGAGGCGCCACAGGGUUGGGCGAAAUGGCAGCUCAAGGAUUCAUUCAAAACGGAGCGAAGGUCUUUAUUGCCAGUCGUAAAGAGUCCGAACUGAAGAAAACGGCAGACCGGUUGAACUCCCUUGGACCAGGCAAAUGCGAGUACAUCGUGGCCGACUUGAAGGAUAAAGCUGGAUGUGACGGACUGGUGAGCGAGGUCAAGAAGCGUACUGACCGGUUGACCGUACUCCUCAACAACACGGGGGUUACUUGGGGGGCAUCCUACUACGACUUUCCAGAGGGUGGCUGGGACAAGUUGAUGGCAUUGAACGUCAAGUCGGUCUUUUACAUGACGGUCGGCCUGGAACCUUUAUUGCUAAAAGGAACCAGCGCCAAUAUGCCAUCACGGGUGAUCAACAUUGCUUCGAUGGCCGGUAUUAUGACCACAGACGUUACAACCACCGACGACGGGGGCCUUUCUGCUCCGGGUCAUGGAACGUAUAGUUACGGACCAUCGAAAGCGGCUUGCAUCCAUCUGACCAAGAUGCAAGCAUCGAAACUGGCACCGCAGAACAUCAUGGUGAAUUGUAUCUGCCCUGGCGUUUUCCCGUCACGGAUGACCAAUUUCGGAAUUGAAAAGUACAUCGACACACUCUUGGAGCGACAGCCUACGGGGCGUGUGGGCAAACCCUCCGACUUUGCAGGAUUGGUGAUAUUCCUGAGUAGCAUGGCGUCGGCGCACAUGACGGGCAAUGUCAUCGAGAUUGAUGGCGGCAGUGUGCUCACCGGAUGGAAGUCAAAGAAGAAGGGCAGCAAGAUCUGA
Messenger RNA from Capronia coronata CBS 617.96, 873 nucleotides. RefSeq lists its product as uncharacterized. The record is from RefSeq and is a predicted model, not a curated record. NCBI's taxonomy places the organism in Eukaryota, Fungi, Ascomycota, Eurotiomycetes, Chaetothyriales, Herpotrichiellaceae. The coding region runs from base 1 to 873 and encodes 290 amino acids. The transcript has 3 exons.